Penicillium subrubescens is the source of this 1281-nucleotide messenger RNA. RefSeq lists its product as uncharacterized. The coding region runs from base 1 to 1281 and encodes 426 amino acids. The record is from RefSeq and is a predicted model, not a curated record. The transcript is spliced from 2 exons. Lineage: Eukaryota; Fungi; Ascomycota; Eurotiomycetes; Eurotiales; Aspergillaceae.
AUGGCGGAUCCAUUGAGCAUUACUGCUUCGGCACUUGCUGUUAUUACAGCUGCGGUUCAAUCAACGAAAUCACUAUACGAUGCUGUUUCACGCUAUAGGGGUCGUGACAAAACCCUUGGAAGGCUUCAGGACGAGCUCCAAGAUCUUGGCAAAAUUUUGGACGCCUUGAAGGAAGUUCUUGAUACGGAGACGUCAAUGUUGCAGCUCCUGCAUGGGCCGAUUGAUCGAUGUAGCAAAGUUUGCCGUGAGUUCGAACAGUCCAUGGAGUCAUUUUGGCGGAAGUCGAAGACGGGUAUUCGAGAUUGGACCAAGAUGGAAUUCAUGAGAGGAGAUAUCCAUGAAUUUAUAGACACUAUAUCUGGUUAUAAGUCGACAAUUUCCGUCGGUUUAGGAACACUGAAUAUACACAACGCCAAAGUGUCCCAGCAAGUCCUAAAGCAGUACAACGAGAUGAUUCAGGACACGUCCUAUAACCUCGAGGUGCAUCUGCAGCGAAUUGAUGAGAAGUUGGAACGGGUUAAUAACGACAGCAUACGGACGUCUGAUUCAACCAUCGGCUUAGAUGACGAACGAGAAGUUACCAAACAGUGUCUCCGUGUUUGCGAAGAUGCCAGACAAUAUAUCGAAUCUUUAGCAAACCGGAAAUUCUCGCUUCUGCAGAACCGACCACAAGACAGCGCUAAGGACAAUGAACAAGAUUGGUUCGAAGCCGAAUUACUCACACGUCAGGCCCUGAACGAGAAUCACGAUAACUUCUCGGCAAUCAUCAAUCAACUUCGGGAUCGACUAGAGAGCCUCGUCUUGAAAAACAAACCUGAUGAUGAGAAAGAGAGGUCUCGUUUACAAGAAGAUAUCAAUACCUCUAUGCAGUGCUUAGAGGUAUGCAAAGCGGCAAAAGAAGUUUCACGUCAGAAGAUAUAUAGAGUCGGAGAGGUCAUUGCGGACGGUGACAGCGACCAAGUGGUGGUGACUACUUUGGCUGAUCUGUUUGAUGUCAAGAAAGCCGUAUCUAAGGGCAACUCGGCGCAACUGGUUGGUUCAAUGACGGAGGAAGCACUUCACCAUUUGACAGACAAGCGUUAUAGCAGUCGAUUUGGGUCUCUUACGCUAAACUCUGCUGAAGGAUAUAACGCCGGGCUGCCUUCAGCAGCCGAGCCGAAAGGGGCUCGUCCAACGUUUGCUGCUCAAGCAAGUCACGGCGAACCCUCUCCCGAACUGAAAGGAACGCAUGCGAGGCCAUGUUCCAAUGACAGGAGAAAACGGUCAAUACUGGAUGGAUAA